GUUAUUCAAAAUAAGAGGAGAGAAAUCAAGAAAGAAAAGGAUUUGAAAUCAGAAGUAGAUCGUAAUUUUGGUUUAAGUAAUUACAAGACUCAGUCGUUCCUCGAUCUUUUGAUAGAAUUUUCUGGUGGUGAAAAUGGUUACACUGAUCUGGAGUUAAGAGAGGAAAUAUUGACACUAACAAUAGCCGGCACUGAUACGACGGGUGUGUCAAUUGGGUACACUUUGAAGUUGCUAGCGAUGUAUCCAAAAGUUCAAGACAAGUUAUAUCAAGA
Papilio xuthus (Asian swallowtail) is the source of this 272-nucleotide messenger RNA. Its product is annotated as probable cytochrome P450 4d21. Gene Ontology annotation, molecular function: iron ion binding; oxidoreductase activity, acting on paired donors, with incorporation or reduction of molecular oxygen; heme binding. The transcript is spliced from 2 exons. The annotation marks the transcript as partial. NCBI's taxonomy places the organism in Eukaryota, Metazoa, Arthropoda, Insecta, Lepidoptera, Papilionidae. The record is from RefSeq and is a predicted model, not a curated record.